GAACACAACACGCCAUGAUGGAGAGGAGAGAGGAAGAGGAGGAGGGGGAGGAGGAAGAGGAGAGGACGACUACAUCCACCAGAGAGGAAGAGGAGGAGGAGGUCUCAGGUGAUGAAGAGGUCUCAGGUGAUGAAGAAGGGGUCUCAGGUGAUGAAGAAGGGGUCUCAGGUGAUGAAGAGGUCUCAGGUGAUGAAGAAGGGGUCUCUGGUGAUGAAGAGCAUAAGGAUAAAGAUGGUGAUGAUGAAGAUGAAGGUCUUUCAGGGAUGAAGAAGCAGACCAAUCAGGAAGCAGCCGGAGACAGGAAGUGUGUCCCAGGUAUUCUCUACCUGGGACACAUCCCUCCGAGGCUCCGCCCCCGACACGUGAGGAACCUGCUGUCAGCCUAUGGGGAGGUGGGCCGCAUCUUCCUGCAGCCAGAGGGUACUUAUACACACUCUGUGUACUAAUACACACAUACAUAUACAUCUUCCUUCAGCCAGAGAGUACUUAUACACACUCUGUGUACUAAUACACACAUAUAUACAGGGGUGCACAUAACUGGUACGCAGGUACGCAUGCGCGGCCUAAAUGUGGAAUGCGUAACGUCCCGUGAGUCAUUGCGCGCCUUUGCGUACCUGGUCAAAUCAAAACGUAUUUGGUGUACAUGUGUUUCAUGUAAAAAUGCAAUGGAGUAGACAUGUCGAAAAAACAAAAAACACUGAGCAACUACUUUGGCGUUUCGCCACCUGCAAAGAAACAACAAACUGA
Molecule: messenger RNA, 747 nt
Organism: Notothenia coriiceps (black rockcod)
Lineage: Eukaryota; Metazoa; Chordata; Actinopteri; Perciformes; Nototheniidae
Product: activator of basal transcription 1
Exons: 1
Coding region: 15-446 (143 amino acids)
Biological process (GO): endonucleolytic cleavage in 5'-ETS of tricistronic rRNA transcript (SSU-rRNA, 5.8S rRNA, LSU-rRNA); endonucleolytic cleavage to generate mature 5'-end of SSU-rRNA from (SSU-rRNA, 5.8S rRNA, LSU-rRNA); small-subunit processome assembly
Cellular component (GO): nucleolus
Molecular function (GO): RNA binding
Source: RefSeq, a predicted model, not a curated record